UAGAGGAACCUCUCCUUAGCAAACUCACUGUAUCAAAUGCUACCUCAGAGAGCAUGUCACUCGCGUGGGAAGCACAGGACAAUGCCUUUGACCAUUUUAUUCUAGAAGUCAGAAACUCUGACUUCCCUUUGGACUCCCUUGUGCACACAGUGCCAGGGGCUUCCCGGCGCUAUGUAGUCACCAAACUCAAAGCUGCCACUAAUUACACUGUCCAACUCCAUGGUGUAAUUGAUGGGCAAGGUGGUCAGACCUUGACAGCACUGGCAACCACAGAGGCUGAGCCACAGCUGGGCACGCUCACACUCACAAACGUUACCCCCGACAGCUUCAACCUCUCAUGGACCACAAGAGAUGGGCCUUUUGCCAAGUUUGUUAUACACAUUAGAGAUUCCCAUGCAGCACAGGAACCCCAGGAGAUUACGGUGUCGGGAGGUGCUCGCAGCGCUCACAUCUCAGGCCUGCUAGAAUACACUGGCUAUGACAUUAACGUUAAGGGGACCACAAAUGCAGGUGUUAACACAGAGCCCCUCACUGCUUUUGUCAUGACAGAGGCCAUGCCCCCACUGGAAAACCUAACUGUCUCUGAUAUGAACCCUUAUGGGUUCACAGUGUCGUGGAUGGCAUCGGAGAAUGCCUUUGACAACUUUCUAGUAGUCGUGGUGGAUUCUGGCAAGCUGCUGGACCCACAGGAGUUCCUCCUUACGGGAGCCCAGCGGCAACUGAAGCUUAAAGGCCUUAUUACUGGCAUUGGCUAUGAGGUUAUGCUUUAUGGUUUUGCCAAGGGGCAUCAAACAAAGCCCCUAAGCACUGUGGCUGUUACAGAAGCAGAACCCGAGGUCGACAACCUUCUGGUUUCAGAUGCUACUCCAGAUGGAUUCCGGCUCUCCUGGACUGCAGAUGAUGGGGUUUUCGACAGUUUUGUUCUAAAAAUCAGGGAUACCAAAAGGAAAUCUGAUCCACUGGAACUAAUAGUGCCAGGUCACGAGCGCACCCAGGAUAUAACAGGGCUGAAAGAGGGCACUGAAUAUGAAAUUGAGCUCUAUGGACUUAGCAGUGGACGGCGUUCCCAGCCCGUAAAUGCAGUAGCAACCACAGUUGUUGGAUCUCCCAAGGGAAUUUCUUUCUCUGACAUCACGGAAAACUCCGCUACAGUCAGCUGGACACCCCCUCGCACCCGUGUGGAGAGCUACCGGAUCUCCUAUGUCCCUGUCACAGGAGGUACUCCAAAUGUUGUUACAGUCGAUGGAAGCAAGACAAGGACCAAGCUGGCUAAAUUAAUCCCAGGUGUAGACUACAACGUUAGUAUCAUCUCUGUGAAAGGCUUUGAAGAAAGUGAACCCAUCUCUGGCACUCUGAAAACAGCUCUGGACAGCCCAUCAGGCCUAGUAGUGGUGAACAUCACAGAUUCUGAGGCUCUGGCAACCUGGCAGCCAGCAAUUGCUGCUGUGGAUAAUUAUGUUGUCUCCUAUGCUUCUGAGGAUGAACCAGAAGUUACUCAGAUGGUAUCAGGAAACACUGUGGAGUAUGACCUGAAGGGUCUUCAACCUGCAACUGAGUAUACACUGAGUGUCCAUGCACUGAAGGACAUGCAGAAGAGUGAGACCCUCUCCACCCAGUUUACUACAGGACUGGAUGCUCCGAGAGAUUUAAGUGCCACUGAGGUUCAGUCAGAAACAGCUAUGAUAACUUGGAGACCUCCACGUGCUCCUGUCACUGGUUAUCUCCUGAUCUAUGAGUCCAUCGAUGGCAGAGUCAAGGAAGUCAUCCUAAACCCUGAGACAACUUCCUACAGCCUGGCAGAGCUGAACCCAUCUACCCAGUACACGGUGAAACUCCAGGCGCUGAACGGAUCCCUGAAGAGUAAAACGAUCCAGACUAUUUUCACCACAACUGGUCUUCUCUACCCUUACCCUAAAGACUGCUCCCAGGCUCUCCUGAAUGGAGAAACCACCUCUGGGCUCUACACAAUUUACCUGAAUGGGGACAAGGCUCAGCCUCUGCAAGUCUUCUGCGACAUGGGAGAGGAUGGAGGCGGAUGGAUUGUGUUCCUGAGGCGUCAAAAUGGAAAAGAAGAUUUCUAUAAGAACUGGAAGACGUAUGUAGCUGGUUUUGGAGAUCCUAAGGAUGAAUUCUGGAUAGGUCUGGAGAACCUCCACAAAAUCACAUCUCAGGGCCAGUACGAGCUGCGCGUGGAUCUGAGGGACAAAGGUGAGACAGCUUAUGCUGUCUACGACAGGUUCAGCGUUGGAGAUGUGAAGAGCAGAUACCGGUUAAGAGUGGAUGGGUACAGUGGCACAGCAGGUGACUCCAUGAUGUACCAUAAUGGAAGGUCCUUCUCCACCUUUGACAAGGACAACGAUUCUGCCAUCACCAACUGUGCUUUGUCAUACAAGGGUGCAUUCUGGUACAAGAAUUGUCACCGAGUCAAUCUGAUGGGCAGAUAUGGUGACAACAGUCACAGUCAGGGUGUUAACUGGUUCCACUGGAAGGGCCACGAAUAUUCCAUCCAGUUUGCAGAGAUGAAGCUGAGACCCUCCAGCUUCCGAAAUCUGGAAGGAAGACGAAAGCGAGCGUAAAGCCCCAG
Messenger RNA from Antrostomus carolinensis (chuck-will's-widow), 2584 nucleotides. Its product is annotated as tenascin. Gene Ontology annotation, biological process: regulation of cell adhesion. The record is from RefSeq and is a predicted model, not a curated record. Gene Ontology annotation, molecular function: protein binding. The annotation marks the transcript as partial. NCBI's taxonomy places the organism in Eukaryota, Metazoa, Chordata, Aves, Caprimulgiformes, Caprimulgidae. The transcript is spliced from 15 exons.